Heteronotia binoei (common prickly gecko) is the source of this 1831-nucleotide messenger RNA. Its product is annotated as semaphorin-4E-like. The record is from RefSeq and is a predicted model, not a curated record. Gene Ontology annotation, molecular function: semaphorin receptor binding; chemorepellent activity. The transcript has 13 exons. Bases 29 to 1831 code for a protein of 600 amino acids. Gene Ontology annotation, biological process: negative regulation of axon extension involved in axon guidance; neural crest cell migration; axon guidance. Lineage: Eukaryota; Metazoa; Chordata; Lepidosauria; Squamata; Gekkonidae.
UGGGAGACUUACACUACACAGAGAUAAAAUGCGACAAGGUAAUGCUCUGGUUGCAAUGAAGACGGUUGUGUCUGCCUUCUACCUUCUGCCGGUCUGUGGGAUAAUACAAGUGCUGGAAGCGGAAAACAUCCCGAGCUGCACGCCAAGAAAAACAGUAACAUACCAGUCUGGAAAUCUAAAAAGUUUCUGGAAACGGGAGCUAUCCAAUUUUUCCACGCUCAUAGUGAGUGAAGAAACCGAUAUUUUGUAUGCAGGAGCCAAAAACUUCAUCCUUGCUCUCGACUUGAAUGAUGUCUCUAAGGAAUUAUCCAGGGAACCUUGGUUUUCUACAGAGGACAGACAGCUGGGAUGCCUCCGUAGAGGAAAGAGCAAAGCAGAGUGCCAGAAUUACAUUCUAAUCUUGCAUAAGAUAAAUGACACCAGCUUAUACGUGUGUGGAACAAACGCAUUUCAUCCAGUCUGCAGUUAUGUGGUCAUCGACAAUGAAAAGUUACAGCUGCGGGGAAAAGCUGUGGAAAGUCGAGGUAGCUGUCCGUUUGAACCCAAUCUGAAAUAUGCCUCUUUAAUGGUUGACGGUGCGCUUUAUUCAGCCACUUCCAACAACUUCUUGGGGACGGAGCCGAUUAUCCUUCGGAGUCUGAGGAAUCCUUUGAGGACGGAGUUCAAGGCCCAGUGGCUCAACGAGCCCACCUUCAUUCACAUGGCGCUGGUACAGGACAGCAGGAAAAGCGCGGACCGAAUUUACGUGUUCUUCACUGAAACUGCCGUUGAAUUUGAGUUCUAUGACAAGAUUCGGGUCUCGCGAGUGGCCCAGCUCUGCCCAAGCGAUCUUGGAGGCAGGCGUGUAUUGAAAAACAGAUGGACGUCGUUUUUAAAGUCCACCCUUGUUUGUUCUGUCCCUGAACUGGAUUUCCAGUUCAACGUCGUCCAGGACGUCUUAGCGCUCAAAGCUGCCGAGGAUGGGCACGAGACCAUCUUUUAUGGGAUUUUUACACAGCAGUGGGGAAAGCUGGACAUUUCGGCAGUUUGCGCCUUCAGCCUGGGAACCAUCCGAGACGUCUUUCUGAAAGGAAGCUACAAAGUCCCCCUCUCCUUGGACUGUUCCCACGUGAACUGGGUGCCGCACAGGGGAGAUGUGCCGUCCCCUCGCCCUGGCGGCUGCAUUGACGUUUCUGCCCACAAUCAGGGAUACAACUCUUCUCUCGACUUGCCGGAUCAAGUCCUGCAGUUUGCCAGAGACCAACCCCUACUGGACGACACUGUGACCCCGAUCGGCCGUCGGCCGGUGCUGCUGAAAAGAGGCACAAAAUAUACACGGCUCACGGUAGACCGAGCCGUUGGCUUGGAUAAUUCAUCGUACAACAUCCUUUUCCUAGGGACAGGCAACGGCUACUUGCAUAAGGCUCUCAGCUGCCACGGGGAGACGAUCAUCAUAGAAGAGAUACAGCUUUUCCCAUCCCCAGAGCCUGUGCAGACACUGAAGCUGGUUCCCAAAAAGGGCCUUUUGUACGCAGGGUCUGCCUCUCGGCUUGUGCAGCUUCCUGUGGCAACCUGCGCCCGGUAUCGGUGCUGCUUCGAUUGCGUCCUGGCCAGAGAUCCUUACUGCGCGUGGUCCUUGCCUCUUCGCAGCUGCGUCCACGCGGCCGGCCAGCCCCGGAGUUCACAGGAUUUGAUUCAGAGCCUCCGCAACGGCGAUGCCUCUCGGUGUCCUGAAGAGGGUAGGAGAACGGGUUUUUUUGCUUUCUGCAGCGGAGCGGGUGUGGGGGCGUGCCGAGCGAUUGCCGUGUGUCUAAAAGUUUGGUUCAGGUUAAUCACGGUGAAAGCAGCGUGA